UUCAUACAGUUCCAACUUGGAUCAGUCAGGACAACCUGUGAUUAUAUGAACUCGAGAUAGCUUAAUAUUUCAGGCAAGAAGAAAUUUUAACACUGAUCAAAAUUUUUAUUUCAACAUUGAUCAGAGCCUUUUUAAAUACUGAGAAAAAUCAACGACGCGCAGAUUCAUUCGAACAGACCACACAGCACUCGUCUGACCAUGCAAGCCUUUAGACAUUGCAGUUUGUGCGUAAGUGGGGGCUUCCUACAGAGUCGGACCGACUUCCUCCUUCUCCGCUCAAACAUGGCUGCACUACGGCGUGGAGUUGCGUACUUAAGUUUACUGAGAAACACGGCCAGUGUGCUCUGCAAUAGAAAAUCGACUAAGCAGCUGCUUCGCGUUCCCGAAACCGCCAGGACGAGAAUAGUGUCGCUGAGCGUUGGCAGUGCUCUAUGUUCUGUGCCUCUCACGCAGCCAGUGGAAAACCUCUCCCAUGAAUCCUUGAUUCGGAGAGCGUCCUGCUUGGUUACAGACAGCGCCAACACUUUCCUCUCCCAGACCACGCUGGCUCUUGUGGAUGCCCUCACACAGUAUGCCAAAGCUCUGCACACACUUAUUGCUCUCCAGAAGCGUUAUUUGGGCUCAAUUGGAAAACUGACUCCAGCUGAAGAAGACAGUAUUUGGCAAGUGAUCAUUGGCCAGCGUGCAGAGGUGGGUGAUAGGCUGGAUGAAUGCAAUCGUUUUGAGUUAAACUGGAUGAAUGCCAUCACUGUCUGUGAGCGUUCAGCUGAAGCAGCUUACAGUGCAGGAGCAGAACAUGCAUUCACAUCGAUAAAGACAAACCUCCAAGUGGCCCAGGCUCACGUGGAGGAGGCAAAGCAACUUGUAAAAGACGCGGAGAGGAAACUCGCCGAGACCAAAGCCGAGGAGAUCCAGAGGAUGGCAGAAUACGCCUCCACCGUCGACAUAACCGCAGACGAUAUUCCCGAGGCCUACUUAAGAGAAGACUAAGCCUCCCCCCCCCCCCCCCCCACGUUAUAGGAAAAGCUUCAGAGAAUCAGACCGAGUCCUCAAAGAAGUAAAUGAGAUUGAAUGUGCCAGGGACGUUCCUGAUCUGUAGGAUAUGGCGGGUCUUUUUUGAAAUGUAAUGUAGUGUUCCACUCUGCGGUCAUGCAUGAAAACAUCCGGUUAAUGUUUUGAUCUGUUUUGAUCCUGGGUUGUAAAGGAAAGAUUUUCUUUUGUAGUUUUGAAAGUUUGUGUACAUAUUCCUGACCAAGGAAUUAUAUUUAACAUUCAUUUUGAUUUGGUAAAUCUUUGAAAUCCCCUUAGGAUCUUACAGCCUUAAAGUUAAAAAAAAAAAAAAAUCCAUAUUUAUGUGAUAACUAUGACAGAAAAUCAGCCUAUAUGAUGGUAGUGUCUUUAAAUCUUAUUUCUGCUGGUAAGUAAAUAAGUAUUGUAUUUACAGAUAAUGCUUGCAUCACAGAUGUACAAAAAACUGGAUGACCUGCCAGAAAGUGACAGCAUGUUUUCUUUGUCAAUUUCUCUUGUUCAAGUUACUGUGUGACUGUGUUAAAUAUCAUAAAUGCAUGAAUAAUUUUUUAUCAUAUUAAAUAAAGAAUAUUUUUCUA
Chanos chanos (milkfish) is the source of this 1607-nucleotide messenger RNA. It is a transcript of the gene diabloa, whose product is annotated as diablo, IAP-binding mitochondrial protein a. Gene Ontology annotation, cellular component: mitochondrion. The record is from RefSeq and is a predicted model, not a curated record. The transcript is spliced from 6 exons. Gene Ontology annotation, biological process: intrinsic apoptotic signaling pathway in response to oxidative stress; neuron apoptotic process. The coding region runs from base 199 to 990 and encodes 263 amino acids. Lineage: Eukaryota; Metazoa; Chordata; Actinopteri; Gonorynchiformes; Chanidae.